Molecule: messenger RNA, 2064 nt
Organism: Setaria italica (foxtail millet)
Lineage: Eukaryota; Viridiplantae; Streptophyta; Magnoliopsida; Poales; Poaceae
Product: inner membrane protein PPF-1, chloroplastic
Exons: 12
Coding region: 128-1633 (501 amino acids)
Biological process (GO): thylakoid membrane organization; protein localization to chloroplast; protein insertion into membrane
Cellular component (GO): chloroplast thylakoid membrane
Molecular function (GO): membrane insertase activity
Source: RefSeq, a predicted model, not a curated record
GUUGUGCUGCGCUGCUGUAGUUGGAGUUGGACUCGCCACUCGUGUCCCCUGCUCGGCUCGCUCGCUUCGCUGCCCCGCGCGGGCCUCCCCAAUCUCCGACCACCGCCUCGCCUCCUCCUCCUCCCCAAUGGCCGCUCCCUCCCACCUCCACCUCCUGGGCUGCCCCCAAACCCUAGCCCUAUCCCCGCACUCGUCGCGGGCCCCCUCCGCCGCUCCCCGCCUCGGCCUCGGCCUCCGCCUCCGCCUCCGCCGCCUCCGCCCCGUCGCCGCGCUCGGCCCCGCCGACGCCGGCGAGCUGCUCGGCCGCGUCGAGGCGUUCCUCUACACCGUCGCGGACGCCGCCGUCUCCGCGGCCCCGGAGGCUGCGGAAGCCGGCGCCGGGGCCAAGGAGGCCGCCGGGGACUGGCUCUCCGGCAUCACCAACUCCAUGGAGACCGUGCUCAAGGUUCUGAAAGAUGGUCUAUCAGCUCUCCAUGUUCCUUAUUCAUAUGGUUUUGCAAUCAUUCUCCUCACUGUUCUUGUCAAGGCAGCUACAUUCCCUCUUACAAAGAAGCAGGUUGAGUCUGCACUAGCAAUGAGGUCACUGCAACCUCAAGUGAAGGCAAUUCAAGAACGAUAUGCUGGCGAUCAGGAACGGAUACAAUUAGAAACUGCUCGUUUAUACAAGUUAUCUGGUGUUGACCCUCUUGCAGGAUGCUUGCCUACCCUAGUGACAAUACCAGUUUGGAUUGGUCUAUACAGAGCUCUCUCAAAUGUGGCUAAUGAGGGACUUCUUACUGAAGGAUUUUUUUGGAUACCUUCUUUGGCUGGUCCUACAACAAUUGGUGCUCGACAAAAUGGCCAGGGAAUAUCCUGGCUUUUUCCUUUCACGGAUGGCCAUCCACCUCUUGGCUGGUCGGACACUUUGGCAUACCUUGUCUUGCCAGUUCUUCUUGUCAUUUCACAAUACAUAUCUGCUCAAGUAAUGCAGCCACCACAGAGCAAUGAUCCUAACCAACAAGGCGCUCAAGCUGUAACAAAGUUCUUGCCAUUGCUAAUUGGUUAUUUUGCUCUUUCUGUACCUUCUGGACUAAGUCUAUACUGGCUUACUAAUAAUAUCCUCAGCACUGCACAACAAGUGUGGCUUCAAAAGCUUGGAGGUGCAAAAAAUCCUGUCAAGGAAUAUAUUGAGAAACUUUCAAGGGAAGAGUUGACUAAUGUCCGGAAGAAUGAAUCUGCUGUUCAGAGUGAACCUCUCCCUAAUCUUAGUAAACCCCAGCCCAGCCAAGAGCCGAAAACAACUGGGCCACAACGUGGUGAAAGAUUUAGGAAACUAAAGGAGGAAGAAUCAAGGAGAAAAGAGGUUCCGGGACAAGCAAAACAAUCAGAACAGUCAAGCACCGAAUCUAAUGUUCUUGAUGGAGCACAAAAUUCUGGUUCCUCUUCUGGAGACAACAAAGAUGAACAGGAAUCUCAUGAAAAUGGAUCAAUCGUAGCUAAUAGCAAUGGCGGACUUGACCAUAGUAGGAACGAAAGGACUCUGAAUGGAACCUCAGAAAAGGAAGCAGUUGAUGGUCAUUCCUCAGUAAGCAAACCUACAUCACCGGAUGCCCCCAAACUGAUGGACCAAGAGAAUGGAAAUGAUGUGGUAUAGAGGAUGCACGUUAGCGACAAGUCGUUCCACUUUGAUACGUUCACAGAAAUUCAAGGUUCAAGUGGAUUUGAUUCUUCCAUGCGCUCUUCUGAAUUUACGGUACAAUUUAGCUGUGAGAUAGUGAGCAAUAAUUUCACAGCUACAGGAGAGUCGAGUAUCACACGAAGAUCCACCAGGAGAGGCAACAUUGUUUGGAACCACGCUCUAGGGCUAGGCUCUUUUUUAUAUUUUAGAAAUUGAGGCUGUAGAUUAUGUGAAAGCUUGUAGAUGAAAGGAUUUUGUUCAUCAUCACGUCUACGAUGUCCAGCCGGGAUGGAUGAUCAUGCAUGGUGGUGGCUGUAAAAUGUAUAUCUUCCAUCCUCGCCUUAUUUUUGACCGUGCAAGUUGAUACUUGGCUGGCGGUAUACCUGGUGACAAUAUUUUCGAAAUAA